AUGAGUGUAAAAGUCAGCCACAAGAGUAAGCUAUCAGAUCUUUUACGGUAUAGAAUACGUGUUUUGACGAAUGAUGGAAUAGCCUUUGUUGGAGAACUCAUGGCUUUUGACGCUCAUAUGAACUUGGUAUUGGCCGAAUGUGUAGAGCAUAGAAUCCCGGCCACUCAAAUGUCUCAACUCAAGUCUAAAAAUAAGGACCUCAAUGCACAGCCGAAAAUCGAGACUCGUACUUUGGGGCUAGUGGUAUUGAGAGGUGAUCAAGUAUUGACCACGGUAGUUGAAAGUGGCCCUACAAUGUCCAAGAAAGAAAGAGCGUUGGUCCAGGAGAAGAAAAUCGCACAACUGAACAAACAGAAACGCAAGGGCAAAGGUAUCAUAAAACCAGUAUCGGGGAAUAACGGACCAGCAGGUGUGUCCAAACCGGGAGCGGGUUCAAAACCCGUAGUUGGGUUUCAGAAAGGCUCUCAGCCACAACCGAGACCUUUCCAACCCCCCCCUGGGUUCAAAAGACGAUAA
Messenger RNA from Lachancea nothofagi CBS 11611, 516 nucleotides. The record is from the annotation of a GenBank genome assembly. Lineage: Eukaryota; Fungi; Ascomycota; Saccharomycetes; Saccharomycetales; Saccharomycetaceae.